UCCUGAAGCGCCGGCGCGCCAGAGCCGCCUCCUGCCAUGGGCAGCGCCGAGAGCCGCGAGGGCCGCAGGGCGUCCUUCGGGAUGGACGAGGAGGAGCGGGUCCGGGUGCUGCAGGGCAUCCGGCUGUCAGAAAGCGUGGUUCACCGCAUGAAGGAUUCCAGUCAGCCUUCCGGAGCAGGGCCGCCACCUCCUGCACUUGGCGCCGCCAGAGGCCCGGAGACAGACUCUGACCUGCCCCGGCCGGAGCAGGGUGGCAGGCAGCACUCGGGGGCGGAGCUGGAGCCCCUCACAAGGUCUCAGCAGGAGCCGGCUGCAGUCCAGGACAAGCUGCUGCAGGUGGCCACGAGGGAGAAAGGGGCGGCCGCGAAGCCCUGCAGUGCGUCCCUGCCGCAGGCGGAGGGCUUCGAGGACCAGGAGAAGCAGGCAGCUGGGCUGGCCAAGGAGCUGGAGAGCCGGGAGGCAGAGCUGAGACGCCGCGACGCCUUCUACAAGGAGCAGCUGGGGCGCCUGGAGAAGCAGAACGUCGAGACAUACAGGCUGUCUUCACAGCAGUUCCACGAGGCAGCUUCGAAAAUGGAAGGCGCCAUCAAGCCCCGCAGGCUGGAGCCCGUGUGCUCGGGGCUGCAGGCCCAGAUUCUCCACUGCUACCGAGACCACCUGCAGGAGGUGCUCCUGUGCGCAGACCUAGUCAAAGCCUACCAGCACUGCGUGAGCACCGCCCACAAGGGCUGACAAGCAGCCUCACUCCUGGCCUGGCAGUGACUUGGAGCCCUGAUGAGGGGACCCAUGUGGGACCACAGCCCACAGACCCCUGGGCCACAUCCUGUCCUGCUGGGCGCCUCUGCUGCCCCUGUGCUUGAGAAACUGUGUGUGCACCUGUCCACGGACAAAUAAAGCAUUUGUCUUUGUUUUCUCUCA
Messenger RNA from Camelus dromedarius (Arabian camel), 918 nucleotides. RefSeq names its product coiled-coil-helix-coiled-coil-helix domain containing 6 (gene CHCHD6). Gene Ontology annotation, biological process: DNA damage response; cristae formation. The transcript has 8 exons. NCBI's taxonomy places the organism in Eukaryota, Metazoa, Chordata, Mammalia, Artiodactyla, Camelidae. The record is from RefSeq and is a predicted model, not a curated record. The coding region runs from base 37 to 732 and encodes 231 amino acids. Gene Ontology annotation, cellular component: MICOS complex; mitochondrion.